Molecule: messenger RNA, 518 nt
Organism: Xenopus laevis (African clawed frog)
Lineage: Eukaryota; Metazoa; Chordata; Amphibia; Anura; Pipidae
Product: alkaline phosphatase, tissue-nonspecific isozyme-like
Exons: 2
Coding region: 210-518 (102 amino acids)
Source: RefSeq, a predicted model, not a curated record
GCGCUACGUGCGGAAAAAUGGACCUGACAUUGGAUUAUGGUCUGUUGGAGGAGUUGAAGGUAUAAGGGGAGCAGUUCUAGGUACAAUGGUGAAGUAGAACGUGGGGUUCUAGGUGUAGUUAAUGGACUGAUGUCUUGUUCUCAGGUGGAAGAAUAGACCAUGGACACCAUGAGGGGAAGGCAAAGCAAGCGCUGCAUGAGGCUGUACAAAUGGACGUCGCUAUUGGAGUAUCAGGGAACAUGACGUCAGUAGAAGACACCCUCACAGUGGUCACCGCCGAUCACUCCCACGUCUUCACCUUCGGAGGUUACACUCAUCGAGGGAACUCAAUCUUUGGUUUGGCUCCAGCUCCCAGUGACUUGGACCUAAAGCCUUUCACUUCCAUCCUCUAUGGGAACGGCCCAGGCUACAAACUGGUCAACGGCCAAAGGGAAAACGUCUCCAGUGUGGAUUUUUGUAAGUCACUGGGGCUCAUUUAUAAACACUGGGCAAAUUGGCCCAUGGGCAGUAACCCAUAG